Messenger RNA from Oikopleura dioica, 318 nucleotides. Lineage: Eukaryota; Metazoa; Chordata; Appendicularia; Copelata; Oikopleuridae. The record is from the annotation of a GenBank genome assembly.
AUGAAACCUGCCAACUGGAAUUUCAACAAGGAGGAAAAGCUCUACUCGGUCGAGUUUCUGCUUCCGGAGGAAAUUGAUUCCACAACGAUUCGGUCGAAGGUAGAGGCCAACUCGAUGAAAUUGGUUUAUGAUCACCAAUCAACCGACGAGAACGAGUUUCAACGGCGAAAAUCUCAUCGCACUUGGACCCAAACAAUCGACAUUCCAAAGAAUCUCAACCCACUGGAUACAUCAGUCACGUGCAAAAACGGAGCGUGCCUGGCUCAAAUUGGUCUGAUGAAACGAUUCAAGACAGUCAAAACUAUUCAAAUGCCAUGA